Aspergillus brunneoviolaceus CBS 621.78 is the source of this 578-nucleotide messenger RNA. Its product is annotated as type II myosin. The record is from RefSeq and is a predicted model, not a curated record. Bases 203 to 529 code for a protein of 108 amino acids. Lineage: Eukaryota; Fungi; Ascomycota; Eurotiomycetes; Eurotiales; Aspergillaceae. The transcript is spliced from 3 exons.
AUCACAGCUGCGUUGCGUCGACUUGGAAACUAAGAGCUACUCUUCUGGUAGCCAGGACGUACGCUUCCUGCACAAGAGAAUCAAGGAGCUGGAAACACACCUUGAGGAGCAGGAGUCUAAGCAAAGUUCUGAACAACGCUCGUUGCGUAACGUUGACCGAACAGUGAAGGAUCUCCAAUCCCAGAUUGAGCGACGUGAUAAGAUGAAUGCACAGCUGAACGAUGACGUCACCAAGACACGCGCAAAGAUCGACCGACUCCUGCGCGACAUCGAGGAGCUUCAGCAAAGUGAGUCCGAGGCACAGCUCCAGGCGCGUCGAGCGGAACGAGAACUGCGGGAAGAACGAGAGAAGCUACUCCGGGUGGAGCGAGAAUUGGAGGGCUGGAGGGGCCUCCGUGUUGAACGGGGCAGCGCAAUCGGACGGAUCAGCGCAUGGAGUGAUGCUGGCAGCAGACGGGGCAGCAGCGUGUACAACUCCGGCGAUAUACCACAACGGAUGCCCAGCAACACGAAAGGCUUCUUGGCCUGAGCGACAACUUACGAACAUGACUUGAUUGAAGCCCUGCAUGGCUAUGGAG